Molecule: messenger RNA, 3890 nt
Organism: Vicugna pacos (alpaca)
Lineage: Eukaryota; Metazoa; Chordata; Mammalia; Artiodactyla; Camelidae
Gene: QPCTL
Product: glutaminyl-peptide cyclotransferase like
Molecular function (GO): glutaminyl-peptide cyclotransferase activity; zinc ion binding
Source: RefSeq, a predicted model, not a curated record
GGUGGGAUGGUGCAGCCGCUAUUGUUGUUCAUUGGUCUGGUGAUUCCAUGGGGUGGGACUUGGCUGGGCCUAAACUCUAUCCGCUGUCUCGGGACGGUUUCAGGGCGAAGCUGUCAUGCGUUCCGGGGGCCGCGGGCGGCCCCGGCUACGGCUUGGGGAACGCAGCCUCUUGGAGCCACCCUCACCGCCCAAGCGCCGCCUGCUACCGCGGGCGCACCUUUUGCCCGUGCUACUGCUGGCGCUGGCGGUGGCCUCGGUGUUCUACACCAUUUGGAGCGGCUGGCACCGCCAGACUGAGGAGCUGCCGGUGGGCCGGGAGCUGCGGGGCCCGUUGAUCGGAAGCCUCCCCGAAGCCCGGCUGCGGAGGGUGGUGGGGCAACUGGACCCGCACCGCCUCUGGAACACUUAUCUGCGCCCCCUGCUGGUUGUGCGGACCCCGGGCAGCCCGGGCAAUCUCCAAGUCAGAAAGUUCCUAGAGGCCACACUGCGGACCCUGACGGCAGGCUGGCAUGUGGAACUGGACCCCUUCACGGCCUCAACACCCCUGGGGCCACUGGACUUUGGCAACGUGGUGGCCACACUGGACCCAGGGGCUGCCCGUCACCUUACCCUGGCAUGCCAUUAUGACUCCAAGCUCUUACCAUCUGGGUCGGCCCCCUUUGUGGGGGCCACGGAUUCGGCUGUGCCUUGUGCCCUGCUACUGGAGCUGGCCCAAGCCCUCGACCUAGAGCUGAGUAGAGCCAAGGAGCAGGCAGCCCCAGUCACCUUGCAGCUACUCUUCUUGGACGGUGAAGAGGCACUGAAGGAGUGGGGACCCAAGGAUUCCCUCUAUGGCUCCCGGCACCUGGCCCAGCUCAUGGAGUCUGCACCCCACAGCUCUGGCUUCACCAGGAUCCAGGCUAUUGAGCUCUUUAUGCUUCUUGAUCUCCUGGGAGCCCCCAACCCGACCUUCUACAGUCACUUCCCUCGCACGUCCCGCUGGUUCUAUCGGCUGAGGAGCAUUGAGAAGCGCCUGCACCGUUUGAACCUACUGCAGUCUCAUCCUUGGGAAGUGAUGUAUUUCCAGUCUGGGGAGCCCCCUGGCUCUGUGGAAGAUGACCACAUCCCCUUCCUCCGCCGAGGGGUCCCAGUGCUCCACCUCAUCUCCACGCCCUUCCCCUCCGUCUGGCACACGUCUGAUGACUCUGAGGCCAACCUGCACCCACCCACGGUACACAACCUGAGCCGCAUCCUCGCUGUGUUCCUGGCUGAGUACCUGGGGCUCUAGCGCCCCCUGCUGACUCUGAGGAAGAAGCGCCCAGCGGGGGACGUGGCUGGGGCCCUGCAGCCAAGGAGCUUGGGCCAGGCCGGCCUGGGGUGUGCUGGCUGGUCCUUGGUGACACCCUUGGCUCUGCUUGUGCUGUGACUGGAAGACCCUCUUUCUUUGACUCUCUCAAGCUGCCACUCUUCAAAGUCAUGGAAGAGACAGACCACUGUGGAGUGAGAGCCAAAGGAAUGAACUUGGCCCCUGCCCUGAGGGAAACACUUGGGCUGAAGGUUUACAGGGACCAAGUGCCAGUUCUCAGUUUUGAUUGGCCAACUGUGGACUGGCGUCUGGACCAGCAAUACCCCCAACCAAAUGAAUUCUCUGUGACUUAUGUUUUUGUGUUGGUUCCUUCUCCAAAAUGGCAGCCUUGCUACUGCACCAGUCCAAACCCAACUCCCACAAAGAUGCACCACACGGGGCCCACAGAGGGUGUGCUCAGAAGCAGGAACAGAGGAGAUGGAAGCCAAGACUUGGGAACUCCAGAUUCUGCCAGAUCCAAGUGGCAGUAAAUCGGUGCUUCUGCAAAACAUAUUCUGUGGAAACUAGCAUAAAUAGGUGUUGCAUGAACAAGGGGUUCGAAGCGGGGUGAGACAUUAAAUGAGUUUCUUCAUUGCACCAUGUGAAUUUUCAAAAGUAAGAGAGAAUGCAGUAUUCCCCAAAGUAUUUCACCAUGGAACCCCUUUAUUGGGAAGCACCUCACAGAACUAGGGUACCUCAAAAGAUACUUCGGCAAACGCUGGGUUUUGCUAGUUUGAGGGCACAUAUUGUAGGAACGGAUAAGACAUAUCUACAUUCACUGUAAACUAGUUAAAUAAUCCUUUUCCUUUCAGCUGUGGGUAUGCAAGUGAGAGCUGGUGUGUGUAACUGCCAACUCUAGUGAUGGCCCCAGGAAUUAUUUCUCUGCCCUAUCUGAUUUUCAGGCUCAACUGGGGUGCUUAUUUUAAAAAAUGCUCUCCCCAGGGUCCCACCCCAGAUCUACUCAGUCAGAACUUCAGAGAGGAGCCAGGACUCUGUAACAAGUCCCUGAGGAAGUCAGAUGAUUAGCAAACUUUAGGACACGCUGUCCUUAAGGAUGCAGGUUUGGUGCACUCAUAGCUGCUCAGCAAACCUACCCCAAAGCAACCCAUACAGUGGAGGAUGCCUAGAAAGGGAGUCCUGUGCUGGGUUCCAUACCUGCUGAUUUUGUGACUCUGAUGGAGAGCUGGUAGGCCGCAGGGAUGCCAGCCAGGAUGGAGGGUCAAAGAGUAAAGGUGCACAUUGGCCUUCCAAGCCAACUCAAGGCUGGAGAGGACUCAAGAGAACUCAUGGGCUGCAACUCAGGCUAUCAGAUGAGAGGAUAAUCAGGUCCUUGAUUCACGUUCUUCCACAGCAGCUGACAGUUAUGGGGCAUCAACUGUGUGCCAGGCCCUAUAAGCACUUCGCAGAUACCAACUCAUUUAGUCUCCCCCCAAAUCUGGAGGUAGGUACAAUUUCGGUUCUCAUUUUGCAAAUGAAGUGGCCAGAGCUGAGGAUUACCAACCAGUUAUUUACAGAGCCCCAAUUCUCACCCACAGCUCUGCUCCCAACCCCCAUCUCCUACCUCCCCUCCAAAAAUCACCUGUGCUGGACCUACAGAUUGUUGACAAAAAGUAGCUCCCCCUGAGGCUUUUAACUGGCCCCAAGUUAGAGCGGGGUUGGGAGUGGGGGCCGGGUACCAACAGCCUCCUAGAGAUGGAAUUAGCAGAAGUCGAGUUCACAAGGGCAACUGACAGACAUCAGCCAGGGUGGCAAGAGGGUCUCAAUCACAAGGAGAGUUCCUGUCUGUCCAUUCCUUGGCUGGCAGGCAUGGUGCAACCCCUUAAAAGUACAGCAUGUCCCCGUCAGCCUCACAGCCACCCCGUCAGCCUCACAGCCACCCAGAAGUAAGUGACACCAACACCUCUGUGUUGAGAGGGGAAGCAGUGUGUUCAGUUACAUCCCCAGCCCUUCAUACCUACCUGCAAGCCAUCUUGCUGAGUGUACUGCACACUAGGCACUGGGCCAGGGGCCUGGGCACAUUUUUCACUUGAAUUUGGGUUAAGGAUCAUGAACCCCAUUUUACAGAUGAGGCUGCAGACGCUUGGCAAGGGGAUGUCUUCCCCAGCUCCCAACCGUCCCCCAAACUUAGGCUGCUCCAGCUUCCUACUAUGAAGGGGCCACAAGGUGUAUUUGAUGAGUACAACUGUUGAGGACUGUAGGUGCAACGGCUCACGUAUCAGCCUUUUGAGGAAUUGUCAGUAUUCUCAUUUGUCAGAUCAAGAAACUGAGCUGCAGAGAAAUCAAUUACGGACGAUCACAGCUGGACACUUUCCCAGCAUGUCUAGAUUAUUUGUCUCUUUAUUUAUCUUGCCUAGGACUCGCUGGGCUCACUGGACUUUUACCUGGCUGGAAUUUGUAACCAUCGUGUCUUUGAAUAUUGUCAUUACACCAUUCUCUCUUCGGAUUCUAGAAUGCCAGUUCAAUGUGUUAGACUUCCUCUAUCCUCCAUAAACAUUCUUUUUUUUUUUCCUCUCUCUCUCUGUGCUACUUUCCAGACCCAGCUCUAGUUCAAUAAAUCUUUGUCUCU